Molecule: messenger RNA, 855 nt
Organism: Dioscorea cayenensis subsp. rotundata (Guinea yam)
Lineage: Eukaryota; Viridiplantae; Streptophyta; Magnoliopsida; Dioscoreales; Dioscoreaceae
Exons: 1
Coding region: 283-696 (137 amino acids)
Source: RefSeq, a predicted model, not a curated record
AAUCACAACUACUCGGCUUCCCCCCUCGUCGAUGAUCUCUCCUCGCUGAUCUGAAGAAAUCGUAGCCGCCGAUGAUUCCCCGCCUUAUCGGAUCCGGAUCCACCCUCUAGAGACCCGAUAACCCGGAGAUGUCAUCACUUUCGGCCCCGGCGGCGGACGAGGAUGGUGAGACCUCCGCCGUCGGCGAGGCGGCGAGGUAGCCCCGGGAUCGCAUCCCAAAAGGUACAAAUUCCACUUCGAUCCCGGUUUUUCUUGGAUUAGGGUUAGGGUUAGGGUUUACCGAUGUCGGCGACGGCGGUCGGUGAGGUGGAAUGGGCCGCGUGCGAGUGCUGCGGGUUGAGGGAGGAGUGCACGCCAGCCUACAUCGCCGGAGUGAGGGAUCGGCACGGUGGACGCUGGGUGUGCGGUCUGUGUUCCGAGGCGGUGGAGGACGAGAUCCGCCGCUCCGGUCGGCGGAUCUCGCCGGAGGAGGCCCUCACUCGUCACGCUAGCUUCCGCGAGGCCUUCCGUUUGGCGGCACCACCCUUGGACCCGGCAGCGCAUCUUAUCGCCGCCGUUAGGCAGCUCGUCCGCCGUGGCCUCGAAUCUCCGAGGGCGACGCGGUCGAACCCUAACAGCCCUCGCCGGAGGCCGGCGGGUAGCGGCACAACCGUGCUCGCGCCUUCUAGAAGCUGCUUCUCUACCCUUGCUCGCUGAGAAGUCGAAUAAUUCGACCCAUGUACCUACGUAACAAUACUUUUUCCUUUUCCUAUUAUUAUUAUUAUUAUUAUUAUUAUUCUUAAUAUAACUAUAGCUAUUUAUCUAGCCUUUUGUGUUAAAUACAAAAAUGAAUAAAUAAAUAAUAAAUUAUCUAUC